UACAAUUCGCAUUUCGCUAAUUCUCAAUAACGACUUUACCAAACAGACUCGCGUUUAAAAAUCGAUGUAAAUCGCUAAAAGGAGACUAUUUUAAUGAAACCACUUCUAAAUACGUUAUAAAUAAGUUUUGAGAAUUUUAUUUAUCUCGGCUUGUAAUAAAAUAUAAUGUGUAUCAUCGGAUCAUUUUCGCAUCAACCGGUUGUGCUUUUUUAUGUCAUGGUUAUCCUGAUAUUUGGGCAACAGUACGUUUUUGGGUUAAGUUUUUUUACAAAACCACCCCAAGAAGAUUUUAACACCAAGUUAUUAAUAAACACGACAGUUCCUAACCCUUUAAAUUCGCCAGAAAACUUUAAACCUUUCAUUAACAUCCAUUUGGAUAAUAAAACGUUAAGAGAUUGCCCCGAUAUGAAUUUCGAUUUGGAUGGAAUUACGCAAAAUCAAUUCUCUAAGUUAUUAACUAACGAAUGCCGAUAUGAUAAAUUAACUAAGCCCCAAACUAUUAAUGGCAAAGCUCUAAAUGUUUCUGUUAAAAUUGAUAUAAAACAUAUCGAAGCUAUUGAUCAAUUGAAAUUUCGGAUGGAUAUGAUAAUGCAAUAUAAAUACAUGGACCCCCGAUUAAAUUUCGAACAAUUAUCUCCGAAUAGAACCACAAUGAUCGGUCGCGAUAUCUUAACAGGAAGAAUUUGGGUGCCACAUUUAAUGGUUUUAAACGAAAAAUCGAGUACUAUGAUGGGGUUCGGUAGCAAAGAUCAAUUUAUUGCUAUUUCACCUCAAGGAGAAGUCGUUUAUUCCUACAGAAUGUCCACGGUGAUUUAUUGCUGGAUGAAUUUGAAGAAAUUUCCUUUCGAUAAACAAAUUUGUAGCGUCAAUUUACAAACAUGGACUUACAACGCAAGUGAAAUGAUGCUUUUUUGGGAAGAAAAAAAUUCUGUUACGAUUUCCCCCCAAUUACAUUUGGCCGAGUUUUGUUUGGAAGAUUAUUGGAACUACCCCGUUUUAAUAGAUCCCCUGAUCGAAAAUGGGGCUUUUGUUGGUGAUUAUAGCGGAUUAGUUUUAAAAUUUAAAGUAGCGAGAGAAGUCGGAUUUUACAUCAUGGACUAUUUCCUACCGUCAAUAAUGUUGGUUGUAACUUCUUGGGGAACGUUUUGGUUACAAGCCGACGCAACCCCACCAAGAGCGACCCUCGGAACUGCGACUAUGUUAUCAUUUAUUACGUUAGCUUCGUCGCAAUCGAAAAAUUUGCCGAAAGUUUCUUACAUAAAAGUGAGCGAAAUAUGGUUUUUGGGGUGUUCGUUUUUUAUUUUCGCCUCAAUGGUAGAAUUCGCCUUUGUUAAUAUAAUUUGGAGACGAAGAAAAGAUGUCGAAUUAAAACGGGUUUCGCCUAAAUACAUUUUUAAAUCGACGAUAACGCCGGGGUUAGCUCGCAAAGAAUUGUAUAAAAGCAAAAAGGAAAUGGAUGAAUUAUACAGUUCGAAUGGGAGCUUAGAUAAAUCAUCAUCGUCGAUUAUUAUCGAUGAUUUAGUCGAGAAUAAAGAACACGUAGAAGAAGUUCAAGCUAAAACUUGGACUACAAUGACGCCCCAACAAGUUUCGAUUUGGAUCGAUAAAAAAAGCCGCGUUGUAUUUCCGUUAUGUUUCUUAAUUUUUAAUAUAAUUUUUUGGAUUUUUGUCUUUUGUUGGUAAUUAUCUUUGUUUGAAUUGAAUACUUUAUCGCUACGUUUAAAUAUAUUUUUAUGUAAAAAUUAAAGUUUGAUUUACCUUCGAAGAAGAAUCCCAUUACAAAAAAAUUACAAAUUUCUUAAUUUUAGAGGCCACUUUCAACCGGUAGACCUCCAAAUGAAUCGCCUCCGUUCAAACACACGUGAUUCGGUAUGACGUAACGUUAGAUAGAGGUGCAACCACGAUCACGUGCUUUUUCUCGA
Onthophagus taurus is the source of this 1922-nucleotide messenger RNA. RefSeq names its product pH-sensitive chloride channel 2-like. Gene Ontology annotation, biological process: monoatomic ion transmembrane transport. Gene Ontology annotation, cellular component: membrane. The record is from RefSeq and is a predicted model, not a curated record. Lineage: Eukaryota; Metazoa; Arthropoda; Insecta; Coleoptera; Scarabaeidae. Gene Ontology annotation, molecular function: transmembrane signaling receptor activity; extracellular ligand-gated monoatomic ion channel activity.